Miscanthus lutarioriparius is the source of this 1560-nucleotide messenger RNA. The record is from the annotation of a GenBank genome assembly. Lineage: Eukaryota; Viridiplantae; Streptophyta; Magnoliopsida; Poales; Poaceae.
AUGGGCUCCCCCUCCUACAGGCUUGCUGCGGCGAUCACGGUCCCCUCGACCGGCGAGUUCCUCGUCGCCCGGCAGCCGCGCCCGCCAUCCCCACCCGAUGCGGAAGAGGACUACCGGCGCUUCGUCGACAGCGAUCUCUACGACCUCCCGUCCGCGCCCCUCGCGGGGACACCCCGGUCGGAGGUGGCCAUCGGCGGUGCGGACUCUGUCGCCGGCCGCCUCGACCUCUCGCGCCUCGACGUGUCCGCCGCCCUUGAUCAGAUUUUUGACCAAUUCGGCUUGCCUGAUGGGAUGUGUGGGGAGUGGAGGCUCCUCAAGUAUGUGGAGGAAGCAGAGUUUGGCCCGGACGCUGGCAUUAACACGGUGUACAUCAUCGGGUCCCUUGAGUCGAAAUUGGAUGCUCUACAAGAGUCAUGUAAAUGGAUGUCCAAGGAGUGUGCAUUGAGGUUGCUUUCGGAAGCGAAGCCAGGUAAUGAUCGCAUAGGACAGUAUGCAUAUAUUGGACUUUUGAAUUCGGAGCUGUCAUCAAACCGCACAGCUUCUCCUGCAUUGCCCUCCCAGGAAUACCCACCUGGAAUAACACUUGUACCUAUGAAGAGUAGGACACUAGCGCCAUUCCGCACAACUAAUCUCGUGGUAGUACGAUCAACCAAUGGUGCUGGUGGAUCUACAUGUUCUGAAUUUUUUGCUUCGGGGGAAGCUCUGCUUAUAGAUCCUGGAUGCAGCUCUCACGUUCAUGCAGAGCUUGCAGAUCUCAUCGAUUCCCUUCCAAAAAGGUUAUUAGUUCUUGUUACACAUCAUCAUCACGAUCACAUUGAGGGUCUUUCAGUUGUUCAGAGAUGCAAUCCUGAUGCUGUUCUUCUGACACACCAAAGUACAAUGGAUCGCAUUGGGAAAGGAAAUUGGCAGAUUGACUACACUUCAGUAACUGGUGGUGAAAAGAUAUGCAUAGGUGACCAAGAACUACAAGUUGUUUUUGCACCUGGUCAUACAGAUGGUCAUAUGGGGCUUCUCCAUGUAAAUACGAAUACAUUGGUUGUUGGAGAUCAUUGUGUAGGGCAUGGAAGUGCAACUUUGGACAGUAGAAAUGGUGGCAACAUGAAGGAUUACUUUGAAACUACAUACAAAUUCUUGGACUUGUCACCACAUGUCUUAAUUCCAAUGCAUGGAAGGAUCAACCUAUGGCCCAAGUAUAUGCUUUGUGGAUACCUCAGGAAUCGAAGGGCUAGAGAAGUGUCCAUUCUGCAAUCCAUAGAGAGUGGGGCCCAAACUCUGUUUGAUAUAGUUUCAAAGACUUACAGUGAUGUUGACAGGAAGUUGUGGAUUCCUGCUUCUUUCAAUGUUCGCCUUCAUGUUGAUCAUCUGAACUCCCUACGUAAAUUGCCCAAGGACUUCUCAUUGGAAAACUUUAAGGAAAGCUGUGGAGUGCAUUUCAUAUUACGUUGGGCGGUGGCAUAUGUGCAUUCCAGGAGCUCCCCAGCUAUCCUUGCGGCAAGUGCCCUUGCUGGUGGUCUUGCAAUUGCUUGUGCUCUCAGAAGGAACUAUUGGAAGCAAUCAUAG